Messenger RNA from Sphaerulina musiva SO2202, 2606 nucleotides. RefSeq lists its product as uncharacterized. The record is from RefSeq and is a predicted model, not a curated record. Gene Ontology annotation, biological process: nuclear-transcribed mRNA poly(A) tail shortening; mRNA processing. NCBI's taxonomy places the organism in Eukaryota, Fungi, Ascomycota, Dothideomycetes, Mycosphaerellales, Mycosphaerellaceae. Gene Ontology annotation, molecular function: poly(A) binding. Gene Ontology annotation, cellular component: PAN complex; P-body. The transcript has 6 exons. The coding region runs from base 306 to 2363 and encodes 685 amino acids.
CAGCCGUGGCGGUCGUUGUUCUGGUUGUUCUUGUCGUUGCUGCAUCCCAUCACGGCAUUUCUGUGAUUGUUGGCGGCAUCGCGGGCCCCCAGCGGAAGGUGUUUUUUUCGCGGACGUGGCUUGAACAUAUCCGUGCUUGAUGGCUUCGCAAUGGACGGACAACAAAGACCCAGCCCCAGCACUACUGACGCCGACGCCUGCUGACUGCGACCAUUGUUGCUGCCACUAGCCAGCCCGCCCGCCCGAAGGCACCCUCGGCGCACCGCUCCCUCAUAUUCACGUCAACGCCAGAUGCGAGGAAUGGUAUGGCCAACGUAACACCUCGAGCAAGCGACUCUAGGCGGUCUAACCGACAUGAGAAUCGGCCACCCCCAGGACCCCAUCAGCUCUGUCGCAACGGACCAGGGUGUAGGAAACUCCAAGAAGGUACAUGCUACUACAGUCACGAUUUCUCGGGAUCCAUGUCUCCCAAUGGCACCAAUAAUCCCUCGCAGAGGGCGCUUAAUGUCCAAUCUCCAGCCUUCACGCCCACACUCGCUCACGCAAAGCCUGUCAAACAGAUGGGCAUCUCUCCCAAAGCUGUGGCUGCAGCCGCAUUCACUCCUCGUGGCUCAGGAUCGGUGACUCCGGCGGCGCCUCUACACAGCAAGCAGUUGUCUGAAGAGUUUAUACCACAGCAGCCAUUCCAGCAGAUCCAGCAGAUAUCAGAGUUUGUGCCAGGACCAGAUUUCGUGCCCGGACAGGACUUUCUGUCUGGACAGCAGUUUAUGGGAGUUCCCAGUCUCAAUUCUCAAACACACACGUCGACGCAGUACAACCCAUAUGGCGAUUUUGCACAGCAAGGCUUGAGUAGCAUGGAGACGUCGCAUAUCCAUGUCAAUCCGUACGCACACCACGCAGGUUCAGGUGGGGUGCAGCCUUAUUACCAGAACUCGACCGACUAUUCGUACCCACUCAAUUACCAUCUAUACGCUCCAUUUGGACCGCGACGGGAGAACUUGACGGCCUACCAACGUAGCACGGCCGACUUUUUCAUUCCGGACGAUAUACGCGAAGAGCUUCAGCGAAAGUCGGAAAUGACGCUGCAAACGUUUGCUAACAGUACUCUUCCCCAAAGCGUCGAACACUUUCAUUCGCUGGUUGCUUUGAAUGUGAGAAGCUCCAAAAGUCCAGCCACGUUUGGCUACCCGAGCUCGAUCUAUAAAGCCACGUCUAAACGGGACGGGCAUACGUAUGCGUUGCGGCGCAUUGCAGGCUUUCGCCUGAACAGUGAAGCUCAGAUCAGAACCAUCAAUGCGUGGAAACGGUUGAGCAGUUCCAGCUUGGUGGCUAUACACGACGCUUUUACUGGAAGAUGGUUCGGAGAUAGUUCGCUCAUCAUCGUCACUGACUAUCACCCUUGCUCACAGAGUCUCGCGGAAAAGUUCUUUGGCGCCACACGAGAUUUCAAAAAGUCCGUCAGCCAGGUGGUGCCUGAGAGUGAACUUUGGGGAUACAUUGUCCAGCUGACCAGUGCACUGAGAACGAUACAUGGCGCAGGACAGGCGGCACAGACUGUCAUGGCAUCGAAAGUUCUGCUCACGUCUAAGAACCGUGUCCGCCUGAAUGGAUGCGCCAUUCUCGACAUUAUACAAUAUGAUCAACGACCGUCGAUGCUCGAACUCCAGAAAGCCGAUCUCCGGGAUCUUGGAAGACUCAUAUUGAGCAUCGCCGCGCGAAAUCAGCUGGCGCAUAAGGAUGCUGCGAAGGCGCUGGAAUUGAUCAGUCGAUCAUACACGGAGAGGUUCCGGUCGUGUAUCGCAUGGCUGCUGGCGCCUCCCCCUUUGCAACAGGAUGGCGACGGUUCAGUAGCAUCGUCGACGACGGGCGAGUACAGUGCGAAUGCACUGCUCACCAGCAUCGCCGACAAAGUUAUUGACAUAUACGACAAGGGUCUCCAUUAUGAAGAUGAAAUGACAGCCCAGCUGUCGCGCGAACUGGAGAACGGACGAGUGCUGCGGCUGUUGACUAAGCUUGCAGUGAUACUGGAGCGACCGGACAUCAGCAUCACUGGCAAUACACGUGGCAACCCAGCUUUGCUCAACCAACCGUCUGCAGCGUGGUCGGAGACUGGAGAACGGUACUAUCUGAAGCUGUUCCGAGAUUAUGUCUUCCACCAAAUCGACGCGGAAGGCAGACCAGUCAUUGACCUGGGACAUAUCCUGACAUGUCUGAACAAAGUCGAUGCCGGCAUUGACGAGAAGAUUCAACUCAUCAGUCGGGACGAGGAGAGUCUGUUUGUGGUGAGCUAUAAAGAGGUCAAACGAGGCAUAGAGAGUGCUUGGAUGGAGAUAUUGAAGGCUUCGAACACAGCGAGGCGAUGAUGAUAUUCUUGUCCACGGAAGAAGCCAUGGCCAUGGUGCAGUCAGUCGGUGAUUGGAAUAGUGACUGACAUCCGGAAUAGAAUCAUCCAACCGGUCGUUUCUAGUGUAGCACAUCCUUGUUCUUUCCGACGCAAAUGCCGACGGUCUCUUUCGCCUUUGCGGGCAAGCAAUAGCCGACAUUGAUAGAUCAGGUCCUUCGUUUGUCUUUAUUAGAUACUGUAGAUAAGUAUAUUUAUCCAGUCG